UUUUAAACCAAACAAAAGCCCUCGGAAGUGUCGCGUGUGUUUUUUAUUCGGGAAAUAGAAACUGAAGAUUAAGUUUGAAAAUGUUACCAAACAAAGCGCUCACAGAAGAACGACAUAAACCGCGCGAAUGUAAUCGGAUUGAUUAGCUUUGAUGGAUCGGUCCUUUAUUUGUCUGUAAAUGAGAAUACUGUGCUUCGUCUGUAUUGCACCGCUGCAAAUGAGAAUAUCAGAUUUAAACUAUCUCUAUUUUGUGGAGAAUUAAGUAAAUGUGUGUGUGUUAUCUGCUAGCAUUGUUCGUGUUUGCUUUCUCAGCAGUGCUGUGCGUUUGAAGUGUUUCUGCUAGAGCCCGAUUGUUGCUCGUUAUCUAACCGGACAGCAGCCUGUUCAUCACAGAGAAAGCUGUUCGUCCAGAAUGACCCUGGCAGUGUUUUUUGGCUGUGCUUUCAUAGCGUUCGGUCCAGCUUUCGCCCUGUUUGUUUUCACCAUCGCCAAAGACCCGUUAAGAGUCAUCAUUCUGAUCGCAGGGGCGUUUUUCUGGCUGCUGUCUCUGCUGUUGUCCUCUCUGGUGUGGUUCAUCGCUAUAAAGGCCAGUAACUCGCAGGAUCUCACCCUUCAGAGGGGGCUGCUGAUUUUUGGGGUCUUCUUUUCGGUCUUGCUCCAGGAAGUGUUUCGCUUCACCUACUACAGACUGCUCAGGAAGGCCACCGAGGGUCUGGCAGCCAUUACUGAUGAUGACGGUUCAGCUAUUUCGGUGCGACAGAUGGCUUACGUGGCUGGGCUGGGCUUUGGGAUCAUGAGUGGUGCGUUCUCAAUGAUCAACGUCCUGUCUGACUCUCUGGGUCCCGGGACGGUCGGCAUCUUUGGAGACUCACAGUAUUACUUCAUUACAGCAGCGCUGAUGACGCUGGCGCUGACGCUGCUGCACACGUUUUGGGGUGUGCUGUUCUUCGAGGGCUGUGAGAAGAGCUGCUGGUGGGUCAUCGCUGCAGUCGUCUCUCUACACUUGUUAGUCGCUGGCCUGUCGCUGCUGAAUCCGCUGUAUGAAGGCAGUCUUCCUCCUGUGUACGGCAUUACGCUGCUGAUGGGCGUCUGGGCGUUCUUCUCGUCUGGAGGAUCACUACACAGCCUCAAUGCUCUCUGCACACGCAGGAAAGCUGAAGGGGAAUCUUCAUAAGAUGGUUUUUGUCAUAGCUAGCGAGAUGUAGGACAACAGAACGGCUGAGUCUGCAGCGGCGGUUUGUGAAGAGCACAAUCACCAGCUCAGACCCCGAGGGGAUCCAGACACGUCCCGGGACCUCCAGCAUCAGCCAUCUCUACGGGGCCAACGGCCAUCAGACUGUCACAGAAACACUGUAAAUAGCUUGAUCUGAAUGCAAAUCAAUAAGACAGAUCUCUAAUAUUAUUUUGUUUUAAAAGCAUCAUUCGUUGGCUCUUCUUGUGAAUGUUUGUGGUUUUGAGUUUUCUUUGCUGGUGUCCUGUACGUUCUGAGUGAAGCCGCUUUAAGGGGUCGAGCGAUCAAAACAGAGCACCAGUUUCAUCCUCUUUUACUCAUGUUAUCCUCAUUAUUAUUAGUAGUAGUAGUAGUACAGAACAUUUCCAUUUACUGCCAUUAUGUACUCCUUUUGGAACACAUUAUUUGUGUUGUGACAAACUAAUGCACAAGGAAACAUUUCACAUUAUCAAACGGAUCAAAUGUCUUAACCAUUUCUAUGUGUAAUUAUUAUGCAAGACAGAUUGAUGCUUGGUGAUCAAAGUUUUGAAAGUAAUUUUUCAUCAGCCUAUUCAUUUGUUUGAAGCUCAUUUGAUCGGUAUAAAACCGGAAUAACAAAGCAACUGAAACUCCAUUUUCAAUAUAUUUCUGACAAUUGAAUGCAACCUUUACAUAUAUGGACAGGAAGCAAUAUCUGGAUAUUGCGGAAUCUUCUGUCUAUGUUAAUAUCUGUUUGAGAAGUGGUCAGCUGUAGUUAUCUGAGACUUACUCUGUAGAUCUCACACUUGUCUUCUCUGUGAGGAACACUAACAGCUUUAAUUCCUAACCCAGCACACUAACAUCACUGCAUUUACUUACACGUGACCUGUUUUCCAGCCUUAAAACGCGUUCGGCACACACUCAGUGAAGUCUCAGCGGUUCUGUGUUGAUGCCACGUUCAGGAUUGUUUCUCUGGAUGCUGGCAGCUCCUUCAGUAACCUCUAACAGUCGGUGUGCUUCUGUUGUUCUGUACUCAUCCUCUGUGUCUGUGUAAGUAGAUUCUGGUAUACAUUUGUCAUCCAGUGAUAAAACCUGUGCAGAUGGAGCUCUCAUCAUCUUCUGUAUAUUAGACACAAUUACUCGGUGCUUUGAUGAAUUUCAAUUACAAAAGGACUUCUUGUAAUUAUGUAACAUUUUAAUGCCGCUUUAUAAAGUUUCUAAGAAUAUGACGUGCCAAUCGGGGAAUCAGAUUGCUGUUCAUAUGCAAAAUUGAUUUGACAAAAAGAUUAAAA
Messenger RNA from Sinocyclocheilus rhinocerous, 2481 nucleotides. RefSeq names its product gamma-secretase subunit Aph-1b-like. Gene Ontology annotation, cellular component: membrane. The coding region runs from base 413 to 1174 and encodes 253 amino acids. The transcript has 7 exons. The record is from RefSeq and is a predicted model, not a curated record. NCBI's taxonomy places the organism in Eukaryota, Metazoa, Chordata, Actinopteri, Cypriniformes, Cyprinidae. Gene Ontology annotation, biological process: positive regulation of catalytic activity; protein processing.